CAAAUUGACAAAUGACAACUUCACCAAACUUGCACAUCUGACGUCAUUUCUAUCAAUUUAUUUAACUUAAAACAAAAAAUAUAAUUUUAUAGCAACGUAUCGACACAAAACGAGUGAAAAGUAUUAAAAUCGAUCAAACUUAACAUGGCAGAUCCUAAAUAUGAAAACCUGCCUGGUAUAGCCUACGAUCAACCCGAUGUUUACGAAACUGGCGAUCUACCGGAAGCUGAUCAACCUGAACCAUUCGAGGAAGAUGAGAAUGAAAAUAUUGAACAACUGCAUUUGUCUGUGAAGGAUUCCUUUAACAAGUUUAAAGGAAAAUUUCUUACUGGAAAUGUUGAUUUCUCUGAUAGAUUAAGUAGAAAAACGAGGAUCGGAUACAGAGCUGGUGAAUGGGAACUGGCGGCGGAAGGUGAGCCUGAGACUGCACUGGAACGGUACAACAGACUGCGCUGUGAAUUCUCAGAGCUAUUGGAACAAGUCACAGAGCAGAGAGAUAAAGCCACUGAGAGUGAAAAGGAUGAACACAUCAAGUUGGCAGCACAUAUAAAUUCUACAAAGAAAUUGCUUGAAGAGUUAAAGUUGGAAGAAGGGGAACAGAUCGAUCCUAAAGCUGAAAAACUAAAGGAAUAUUUAGCAACAAAUGCCAAGAAGAAGGCUGGUGAGGUUGUGACAGCUCAGCUUAAACUGAAACCAGAAGUGAAUCUAGCGCAGACCACCCGUAUAGCACAACUAGAAUAUAGAUUACACAAAUUGGAGCAAGCAGCUGGUGUGAGAGAUGAAGAAGCUUUCAGGAAACUUCAAAUUGCAACCGGAGAGGCGACGCUGUGCGGUGCGGCUGCAACGCUAGCGGCACGCGCAGCCCUGCUACGGCCGGCAGAGCUGGCGGCGGCCGACGCGCGCCUUGCCGCGUUACUGGCCAACCUCGACACCCUGCGUGCUGCGCUCAAACCUGCCAAUCCAGAACUUGAGGCUAAGGUGAAUGAGUUGCACAAGCUGCUGCAGCAAGUGGAUGGUGUGUCGCAUGCAGAAAUACUUGAACGGAUUGAGGCACUGGAAGCCCUUCACAACCACGCAAAGAACUUUGGGAAAUCGCUUGCCGAGUUAGAAACCCUACAAAGUACGGUAGCUAGUGGCGUGCACAACAACAAGGAGCUGUUGCAAGGCGUGCAAGAAGUGUUUGCACAUAAUGUAGACAACUUGCACAAGGAAAUACGGAAACUUGAUGAGAGGAUCUCCAAGCUAGCUGCAGCCUGAUGUGUGCUCAUAUGUGCUUGAAUAUAUUUAUAGUUUAAUUAUCUGUGUAGAACAAGUGAAUUUACAUUUAAUAUAUUGAAUAUGAAUAUAUAUCAGAAGUGUAUUUCAAUAAAUGAAAAAAAAACUUUUGCUCUAUGGUGAAAGCUAGGGCAGUUGAAGCCUAUUAUAGGAUAAAUUCACACCCUUUGGUUGAGCAAAAACAAAAGAAACUUUAGAAACAAAACUAAAAUUAGAAACACUUGUUCACAUAGAAAUUAUUGGUUACAAGUGCUUACUUUAUUUAUAAGGAGAUCGAAUGUUUAGAAAUCUUUGAUGACAAAUAUUCUAUUUUUAAUAUUUAUUUAAUAAUUGUAACUCAAUCAGUACUUUUAAUUUGUAUCUUCAUUAUAUCAGUAACUUUAGUAUAUUGUUAGUAAAAAUAUUAUGAUUUGUGUUAAAUUAUUUCGUUGCAUCUUUCAUUUAUUCAAAAUGUAUAUAUUUGUCUGAUAUUGUCAAUAACUUUUAUGAAACCCAAUAUAGUAAUAAUUUAGUGAAAAUUACUAUUUUUAAACACUAAUAUUAUGAUUGAUUAGCAUUCCAAAAACUAUGGUGUUUUUUUUUAUUUUGAAGUUUCUCUAAAACCUUACUUAACUUUCUUAAACUUGUACUAACUGGAUUCAUCAUAAUUGCAUUAGGAAAACAUAUAUGCAGAGUUGCGCACUAUGAAAUAUCCACAAUAAACAAUUAUCUGGC
This is a messenger RNA of Papilio xuthus (Asian swallowtail), 1989 nucleotides long. RefSeq names its product dynactin subunit 2 (gene DCTN2-p50). Lineage: Eukaryota; Metazoa; Arthropoda; Insecta; Lepidoptera; Papilionidae. Gene Ontology annotation, biological process: microtubule-based process. The record is from RefSeq and is a predicted model, not a curated record. Gene Ontology annotation, cellular component: dynactin complex. Bases 145 to 1257 code for a protein of 370 amino acids. The transcript is spliced from 9 exons.